Molecule: messenger RNA, 1106 nt
Organism: Lycium ferocissimum
Lineage: Eukaryota; Viridiplantae; Streptophyta; Magnoliopsida; Solanales; Solanaceae
Exons: 5
Coding region: 154-933 (259 amino acids)
Source: RefSeq, a predicted model, not a curated record
AAAACAAAAAACAAAAUGUGGGAAACCAUAGGGACUUGAUUCCCAAUUUCCUCUUUGUAGUGGGGGUUCAAAAACAAUUUUCGCAUAGUUAAACUGUCUGCUUUGACCUAACGGCCGGAAACUCAACUCUACGAGCUUAGUGCUUAAAAAGCAAUGGGGAAAAAAGGAGAAGAAGAAGGCGGAUCCACUGGAAAAGAAGGUUUCAAGCUGUUGGGCAAUCCGAGUUUCAAGAAAUUGGAGAAUGGUCGGUACAAAUGCGUUCAAACAGGGCAUGAGUUGCCGGAACACGCUAGGGAAUCUUAUGCUCAAAGCAAACACUGCAGAUUAGGUUUAAUUGAUGCUGCUCUUUCUAAGAAUAAACCUCCUCUCAAUAUGUUCAACCAAGACCCUCUCAAUCGGUCAAAAUUGAUAUGUAAAUUAACAGGAGAUACAGUUAAUAAGUCGGAGGAGCACAUAUGGAAGCAUAUGAGUGGAAAACGGUUUCUCAGAAUGUUAGAGAAAAAGGAAACUGAAAAUGAAAUGGAAAAUGGUGGGCUAGAAAAGCAAGGAGAAAAUGAAGCGGCUGAGAGGACAGACAGCAAAGCUAGUCGUCGGGACAAAAAGAAAAACAAAAAGAAAGAAAUAGAAGAUGCUGGCAAGGCUAUAUCUGAAAUAAGGGAUUCUUCUGAAAAGAACAGUGACUCGGGAGAAGAUGCUGAGUUUUGGAUGCCUCCAGUUGGUGCUCGUUGGGACUAUGAUGAUGGAGGUGAUCGAUGGGGAUCUGGUUCAGAAUCAGGAGAAGAAGACGAUGAUGCUAACGAGGAAGAUGAAGGAACUAAAGAGGAUAACCAUGACGCUGGAGAGCUUUCUAAGCGGGCAAAACGCAUGUCUCUUGAGAUUGGACCCAGUAGCUUCGCCUCAAGGAAGAAGAAGAAGAAGACCAGUGCUACAUGAUAUUUGUCCUCCGAAAAAGCAAUACAAAUUUUGUUAUCUUCUUAGUUGUAUACUGCUUGCUUGCUUCAUUUUAGCAUCUUUAUUUUGCUUAUUACAUGUUACUGAAGAAAACAUUUCUGUAAUUGCAGCAAAUAGAGCGUCUGUUUUAUAUUUAAAGCUUGUUUUCCAUUGAA